AUGAUUCCUUGUUUAUUGUCGGUGAUCUUUGGAACAAUAUCCACUAUGAUAAUAGGGUUUUAUUGGUAUUCAAUACUAUUUCACGACCGUUAUUUGAAGGAAGCCAACAUCAAACUAGAAAAAGAUCAUGAGUAAAAGGAUGAAAGCAGUUAGCCCUUAAUUUUGGAAUUAUUGGCAAGAUUUCUAUAAGCAUCCCUAAUUACAUACCUCUACAGCAUUCUCAAGAUAAAAAACGAAAGAGAUUUGGGAUUGGCGCUAUCAUUGGCAGUGUUUUUUUGUGUCAGUUUUUAAGUGUAAUAUUUCACAUCAAAAGUUGUUUGGGAAUAGAAGACUUGGAAUUACUUUUUUAUGAAAGUGACAGAGUAAUUCAUAUCACUUUCCACUCUUUCCACAAUAACAUACAUUUUUGUACCAUGA
Paramecium tetraurelia is the source of this 417-nucleotide messenger RNA. RefSeq lists its product as uncharacterized. The transcript has 2 exons. The record is from RefSeq and is a predicted model, not a curated record. Lineage: Eukaryota; Ciliophora; Oligohymenophorea; Peniculida; Parameciidae.